GCAGUGGUUGCGUGCGUGGAUAUUUAUGAGUGCGCUGGUACAUGUGGAGAAUCUGAACUCAGUGAAUGGACUUUUGUUACUCUUCACAAAUAGUCUGAUUUCAUCUUUGUGUGCUUGUUUGUGUCUCUACCUCUGCAGACAGAAGGACUUCAGGAUUUUACGCGAAAUUUUUGUCGGUCAAAUUAAGGAUAUGGGCAGUUAUGGAAAUAUUGCGUUUUGCGCGUUGGUACUGUACUACUGCUAUAUUGUAACAGCUCAGGUCCCUUCAUCACCUACAGCUCGCACCUCUGUAAGGAGAGGAGAUGAAGAAUAUUAUGUCAAGAUGACCUCGCCCUUCAUCACAGAUCAGACUGAGUCCAUCACUAACCACACCAACCUUAACAGCACAAAGACCCUUAACAGCAGAAAGACCCUUAACAGCACAGAGACCAUUAACAGCACAAAGACCCUUAACAGCACAGAGACCCUUAACAGCACAAAGACCCUUAACAGCACAGAGACCCUUAACAGCAGAAAGACCCUUAACAGCAGAAAGACCCUUAACAGCACAGAGACCAUAAACAGCACAAAGACCCUUAACAGCACAGAGACCCUUAACAGCACAAAGACCCUUAACAGCACAGAGACCAUUAACAGCACAAAGACCCUUAACAGCACAGAGACACUUAACAGCACAAAGACCCUUAACAGCAGAAAGACCCUUAACAGCACAGAGACCAUUAACAGCACAAGGACCCUUAACAGCACAGAGACCCUUAACAGCACAAAGACCCUUAGGAGCACAGAGACCCUUAACAGCACAAAGACCCUUAACAGCACAGAGACCCUUAACAGCACAAAGACCCUUAACAACACAAAGACCCUUAACAGCACAGAGACCCUUAACAGCACAAAGACCCUUAACAGCACAAAGACCCUUAACAGCACAAAGACCCUUAACAGCACAGACACCCUUAACAGCACAAAGACCCUAAAGAGCACAGAGACCCUUAACAGCACAGCGACCCUUAACAGCACAGCGACCCAUAACAGCACAGAGACCCUUAACAGCACAAAGACCCUUAACAGCACAAAGACCCUUAACAGCACAAAGACCCUUAACAGCACAGAGACCCUUAACAGCACAAAGACCCUUAACAGCACAGAGACCGUUAACAGCACAGAGACCCAUAACAGCACAGAGACCCUUAACAGCACAAAGACCCUUAACAGCACAGAGACCCUUAACAGCACAGAGACCCUUAACAGCACAAAGACCCUUAACAGCACAAAGACCCUUAACAGCACAGAGUUCAGAUCUGACAGAAAUACAACAACAGGUCAAGUGCCUGAACCUCGUAUGAAUGGCUCAUUUGUGCCGAAUGAUAAAAACGAUGGCUCUUCUGGUCCGCUACUGGCUGGAUUGGUAUCUGCAUUUGUCGUCGUCGCUGCUAUUGUGUCCGUCCUCGUAUUCCUAAAAUUCAGAAACAGGAAUAAUGGACCUAGGUUCACCAGACUUCAGGAUUUGCCCAUGGAUGAUAUGUUGGAGGACGCCCCUCUGACCAUGUACAGCUACUGAACAAACAUUCGUUCUCCGGGUCGUCUUCUGAACAACCAGCGCUCUCUGUUUAACACAACAGAGUUUAAUGUGUCAUGUGCUUGAUAAAGGCACAGAAACUCAUAUUGUUACAGGACUAAAUGAACAUUAUACUUCAUCUCUGGCUGAGUGUUGGGUUGUUUUGUGCACUUUAUGUGGGGUUUGGGAAUGGGUGUGUCCAGGUAUCUUUUUCUUCUUGGAAAGGGUUGGGGUGCAGGGUUUUUAAAAAAUUUCACAGAUGUUAUUUUCAGAUCUAGACAUGUUAGGUGUUCUUCAGUCAUGUGUGUGUGUGUGUGUUAUAGUCUUUAAGUAUCAUUGCCUGCUCUGGAAAAGACUCAUCUUCAUUCCUGAUCCAGGUUUUUUGUUAGUUUAAGGUGAAUUUACAGUUUGUUUUAUGCUGUGGAUUAGCACAGAAAGUCAUUACAACUAAUUCAUUCAGGUUUUUUUCAGUAGCAGUCUUUGCACCAAAACUUCAAAUGUAUAUUGUUAAGUAUACACUUAAACAACUUAAGUGUGAAUUGACAGAAAACAGUAUAUAGUAUGUGGAUUGAUGUGUCUUAAACUGAUUUCUGAACAGUUAAAACACAUGCAAGUGUAAAUAUCUCUUUAUAUGUGGACUUCCCACAGUCACAAUAUGCUGAUUCUGAUGCUUCAUGUGUAGAUUAUGCUGUUUAAUGUUAUUUAAAUAUUUUAAGAUUAACACAGACAUUGAUUAAUGCAGUUUUAAGCCAUGCAUAACUUUAAUGCUUUUUGUUGCAAAAGCUUUAUUAAGAUUAGGAAACGAUAUUGUUGUUGUUGCACCCUCAACCUUUAUUAUUUAAAUACAGUCAAUACAGUAUCUGAUUUGUUGGCUGAUUUGUGGUACUGAUCUCUUUGAAUAAUACUUAUGACAGUUUUCUUACACUUUUUUAAUAAUAAAGUUUUAAAAUACCUUA
Paramisgurnus dabryanus is the source of this 2511-nucleotide messenger RNA. RefSeq lists its product as uncharacterized. NCBI's taxonomy places the organism in Eukaryota, Metazoa, Chordata, Actinopteri, Cypriniformes, Cobitidae. The record is from RefSeq and is a predicted model, not a curated record.